Molecule: messenger RNA, 2188 nt
Organism: Rhipicephalus microplus (southern cattle tick)
Lineage: Eukaryota; Metazoa; Arthropoda; Arachnida; Ixodida; Ixodidae
Product: cytochrome P450 4c3
Molecular function (GO): iron ion binding; oxidoreductase activity, acting on paired donors, with incorporation or reduction of molecular oxygen; heme binding
Source: RefSeq, a predicted model, not a curated record
CAAAGACCUGUACAGUCUUGGGCUCUACAGGCAUCAAACGGGAGCGGAAGAAAUCGGAGCAUCGUGCAGGCCUCGCAAUGUCAUCCUAGGCGGGAAGUGCUGUCACCCUGCGGGGACACAAGGAAGUUUUUCCUUUCGCCGUUGACCUUCGGUUUUCAUGCCAAGGUUACUUUAGGCCGGCGCGUGGGAUCUCGCUCAGGCACUCGCGCUGUUGCGCGGCGACUUGGUGAAGUGGCGGCCAUUGCCUCGUCGUGCGAUGCUCUACAUUGUCUACGCGCUCAUCGGAGCUUUGUUGCUCGUGGGGGCUGUGAUUCUGACAACACGCGUGGCUUGUUGUAGAACGUGGAAACAUGUGAAACGCAUGCCCGGACCGGACGCAUGCGGGAUGCCGAUGCGCACGAUUCUCCAGGUGCAGAUGAAGGCGUGGGCGAUGAAGAACGUGCUUCCUGCCACUGUUGUAUACAUGCAGUCACGCUUUGCAUUGACAUUGCGGUAUCAAAAAGAAGGAUUUUUCGCCUUCUACCUUGGUACAAGACCAUGUAUUACAAUAUACAAGGCAGAGCAUGUUGAGGUGUUUUUAAAUAACCGCCACACUCAGUCGAAGUCUAUUCAUUACGAACUCCUGCAUUCCUGGCUGAGAACCGGACUUUUGACAAGCGCGGGACCAAAAUGGAAGAGCCGCAGACGAAUGUUGACACCAGCUUUUCAUUUCAAAAUUCUUGAGGACUUUGUCGCUCCAAUGAACAAGAUGGCCAGGCUAACAGCUGCACGAAUCACCGACCGAAUCAAGGAGCCCUGGAUUGAUGUGGUGCCAAUGGCAGCUGCAUGCGCGUUGGAUGUCUUGCUUGAAACCAUAAUGGGUGUCACGAACACGAAUGAUGGCGGUGAAUCUCAGCGCUACGUGAAAAAUGUUAACUCUGUAGCUGAGCGAAUGGUAAGACGGUCGCAGGCUCCGUGGCUUGUACUUGACUGCCUGUACUACAGAACAGAAGACGGGAGACAAUACCAAAAGAACGUGUCUGCGAUUCAUGCCUUCACCACAAAGGUCAUCUCCAAAAGACGAGAAGAGAUAAUAAACGAAAUACAUGCGGCAAACAGCAAAAAGGACAACACACCUAAAAUGGACGAAGACUUUCACCUUACGGGCCGGACGUUCAAGAGGUUGACCUUCAUUGACAUCCUGCUUCGUUACAGCAUAGAGGUUGACUCUACCUUGACAACUGAUGAUAUACGAGAAGAAGUGGAUACCUUCAUGUUCGAGGGACACGACACAACUGCCAUGGGCAUUGCUUGGUCACUGUAUAUGAUUGCAUCACACCACCACGUUCAAGCGAAAAUUCACAAAGAAUUGGAUAGCGUCCUACAAAGUGACCUCGAUGCUGAUAUAACCUUAGAAAAAAUUAAGGAACUCAAGUACUUUGACCGUGUGCUCAAGGAGUGCCAACGCCUAUUUCCAUCAGUUCCGGUCAUCGGAAGAGCGACAUCCGAAGAUAUUAGCUUAGGUAAACACGUUGUUCCAGCGGACAGUGACGUUGAUAUUUUCAUAUACGCUCUUCAUAGAGACCCAAGUGUGUUUCCAGAUCCCGAAGUCUUCGACCCCGACAGGUUUCUACCGGAGAACGUUGUACACCGGCACCCGUACGCGUAUGUGCCCUUCUCUGCGGGUCCCAGGAACUGCAUAGGUCAGAGGUACGCUUUGAUGGAAGUUAAAAUCAUCGUCGCCACCAUUCUUCGGCGCUUCACCCUGGAGGCCGUUGAUCAGCGGGACCAGCUGAUGUUGGCAUGUGAACUUGUGUUGAGGCCUCUGAAUGGACUCAAAGUUUCAUUUACACCACGCUCAAGGAGCAUCUGAACACAUGCUAGUUGCUUCAUUGCUGUUAACCUUGAGCUGUGGCAGCAGCCACUGUCUGGCUAGUUUAUUUAGUGAGAACCACGACAAAGGUACGAUAAUUAACUCGGGAGUGACAUGACGCACUACCGGCCUCCAUGCGCUUACGGCAGUAUGAAUGAAGAUAUACUCACUUUCUUUAGCAUUUGCACAGCAAUGGCACUGUUGUAUUGAUACCAGAGAUCAAUUACACACGUAUUGUUCUCAAUUGUCGGCUUACAAGGUCAUGUUCUCUCUAUAUUCAUGAUAUAUCAAACGCAGAGUGAAUAAACAAUACAACAAAAGUUUUGUGGCAAUCGA